Molecule: messenger RNA, 1955 nt
Organism: Ochotona princeps (American pika)
Lineage: Eukaryota; Metazoa; Chordata; Mammalia; Lagomorpha; Ochotonidae
Gene: RASSF3
Product: Ras association domain family member 3
Exons: 5
Coding region: 216-923 (235 amino acids)
Biological process (GO): signal transduction
Cellular component (GO): cytoplasm
Source: RefSeq, a predicted model, not a curated record
GGGCCGCGGCUGGAGGUGAGCGGGCAGGCGGGCCAGGCGGCGGGAGGGCCCGGGACGGCCGGGUGCUGGAGCGGCGGGCGCAGCUGGCAGCUAGGACGGCCCGCCGGCGGCUCGGGGCCGCGCGCCGGGAACCUCGCGGGGCGGGCGGGCGAGGCACCCCCUGCCCGGCCGCCUGCGCCCCGGGGAGGCCUCGCGCGCGCGACGGGACCAGCAGCAUGAGCAGCGGCUACAGCAGUCUGGAGGAGGACGCCGAGGACUUCUUCUUCACCGCCAGGACCUCCUUCUUCCGGAGAGCGCCCCAGGUCAAGCCCCGCGCAGGCCAGCAAGAUGUGGAGAAGGAGAAGGAAACUCACAGUUACCUCAGCAAAGAGGAAAUCAAAGAGAAAGUUCAUAAAUACAAUUUGGCAGUCACAGACAAGUUGAAAAUGACCUUGAAUUCAAAUGGGAUUUACACUGGCUUCAUUAAAGUCCAGAUGGAACUCUGCAGACCCAUGCAGACAGCCGGACCGAUGGCGCCUGGUAGCAACGGCUGCAUGAACACGCUUCACAUCAGCAGCACCAACACUGUUGGGGAAGUGAUCGAGGCCUUGCUCAAGAAGUUUCUUGUGACCGAGAGCCCUGCCAAGUUUGCACUUUAUAAGCGUUGCCACAGGGAAGACCAAGUCUACGCCUGCAAGCUGUCCGAACGUGAACACCCGUUGUACCUGCGUUUGGUAGCAGGGCCCAGAACGGACACGCUUAGCUUUGUUCUUCGGGAACAUGAAAUUGGAGAGUGGGAAGCCUUCAGCCUUCCGGAACUGCAGAAUUUCUUGCGCAUGCUGGACAAGGAAGAGGACGAGCAGCUGCAGAGCCUGAGGCGGCGCUACUCUGCCUACAGACACCGGCUGGAAGAGGCCCUGGGCGAGAGCUGCAAGCCAGGCUAAAGCGACCAGCUGCCUGCCAGGAGGGCGCGGUGGGACCCACGCACUCAAGUGCCUCGCUUCGCAGAGGGCUGCCUGCUUGCCCUGUGAUGCUCGGGUCGUCCCCCUUUUCUCUGCAGAUCCUGGUCACGCGGCCUCCUGCACCUUCAGCCACUGCGUCUAGUGGGGCUCUGCUGGCUUGUUUGGUGACAGCGAGCUGGGGGUCCCCCCGCAAGCAGCCUUGGCAGAAACAUCUAGAAUGCUUGGAAGCAUGAACUCUGGGUUUUUGUGUUUAUUUUCUGGUAGGUUAUUUUAAUUCUGUGAUGAUGAUGUUAAGCUUGAGGAUGCGCAGAUGACUCUUUAAAAAAAAAGCUUAACGAGGAAUCUCUCGGAAUACUUGUUCUCCGUUGAAACUACCUGUCUGUGUCUAGUCUUGUAAAUGUCCAGAGGAAAUCCAUCCCAGGGACUCGAAAGGCACAGGAGUCCAGGCCCGCCGAGGCCUCCUGUGAAGGAUUUGGACAGAGAGUCAAGAGCAAGUUUGGAAGAAGGUAUGUGUAGAGGAUGAGCCCUGGAGGGCCCAGCAGCGCUGGGAGGCAGGCUGGGUGGGGCUGGGAAGAAAAGUGUAUUGGUUUGAAGGCAUUCAGGGGUGACAUGGUCAGCCCAUUUUAGGACUGCUCAAUUGCUUCCAUGGGCAAAAUGUGGGAACAGAGCCAAAGACGUGGGAACGAGCCACAGGAGACCGGGGAGCUGUGUAGCUGACCGGGGGCAGGCCUUGCCCGGCCAGGUCACUGCUCUUCAGCAGCUCCUGGUUCCCUCCAAAGGUGGUCUGCUUUUCUCUGGUCGUCAGCUAGGAGCAGAGAGCCCUCGCAAUCUUGGGUGACAGUCGCUCCCUUUCCUCUUCCGUAUCCCACUCGUCCCUCUUCCCCUUCUACCCUUUUCUCUUUCCUCACCUUCUGCCCUGCUCCCUGCCCCGCUCUCCUCCCAUCUUCUCCUGGUUGGUUGAAGACCCAGUGCCUCCCCAGCCCCUCUGUUCUACGCGACUUGGUCCUGGGAGCA